Messenger RNA from Agelaius phoeniceus (red-winged blackbird), 2423 nucleotides. RefSeq names its product transmembrane protein 170B (gene TMEM170B). Lineage: Eukaryota; Metazoa; Chordata; Aves; Passeriformes; Icteridae. Gene Ontology annotation, cellular component: plasma membrane. The record is from RefSeq and is a predicted model, not a curated record. Gene Ontology annotation, biological process: negative regulation of canonical Wnt signaling pathway.
UGCCGCUCCUCGCCGCCGCCGCCGUCUCCCUCCCGCCCCGCGGCCCGGCGGCUGCCGGACCCCGCCCGGCGGCGGCACCAUGAAGGUGGAAGCGGGGGACAACUCCAUGAUCAACCUGUCGGUGCAGCAAGUGCUGAGCCUGUGGGCUCACGGCACCGUCCUCCGCAGCCUCACGGAGAUGUGGUACUGGGUUUUCCUCUGGGCUCUCUUCUCCUCUCUCUUUGUCCAUGGUGCUGUGGGAGUAUUAAUGUUUGUGAUGCUGCAGAGGCAUAGGCAGGGGAGGCUGAUAUCUGUCAUUGUGGUCAGCAUUGGAUUUCUGGGUUCUGUAACUGGAGCAAUGAUAACCAGUGCUGCAGUAGCUGGAAUCUACAGAGUAGCAGGAAAGAAUAUGGCUCCCCUAGAAGCUCUUGUCUUUGGCGUUGGACAGACAGUACUGACUUUAAUUAUCUCAUUUUCAAGAAUUCUUGCAACGCUUUGAAACUCAUGUAGAAAGGGGGGAGAAAAACAUCUUUAAUCUGAAGAGAAGCUUCCUGACAGUGGAUUCAUCAGCUUAUGAACUCGAAUUCUGUUGCAAGAGGAAGGAAGCUAUGUGGAAAGUGCACUACAAAUCUCGAGGCUCAGUCAAAUGAGCAGGCUGUCCUCUAGUGUUGGAACUGCUGCACUCCUGCACUGCGCCUUAACGUGCCUCCAUCACGGGCCAGGGGGGAUCCCUGUGUGAUCCAAGCAGAGAUGGAGCACCUCGAGCAGCUGCCAGGCAGGUCCCUGCUUGGUGGUGGCAUCACUGUCCUUAACACCUUGGAAUGGAACAGAGGGACCGUCCUGAAAGUUGCUCCGUGUGCCAAACUUGGGGUUUAAUUCUGAGCGGGUGGCUGGGUAAGCUCUGGAAUGUAGAAGAAUUCUGUGAAUGUGCACAAUUCUCCUUGAAUCCAGGUGAAAUAGCAAGAUAACUGACUUUUGUGUGUUAGAAGAAUCUCUCUGAAUGCUGAAUAUUCUUGUUCAGCAUUCAAAACAACUGUUAGAUCUGUUUCAAAAUGUAGAUUAAUUUUGAUGGGGUUUAAGAACCACAGCUUUAACAACCCUGAUAUAAUUAGCACUGUGUGAAGAAUGGCUCGUGGCAGUUUUGUUCCUUGGCACAUUUCUUUGUGAGGUUAGCCUGUCAGAAAUCAGGAGUUCAAGGUGACUAUAUGAAGGUUAUUAAGUACAAGCUGUUGUGUAUGCACAAACAAAUCUUAAGCUGAUAUUUUCCUUGAAAUUACUUUGUCUUAAGCAUACACAUGGCUACCAGCCCUUCUGCAAACCUCAGAAAAAGGGUAUUCAUUGCAAAUACACUCCCUAUAUUUAAUUAAGCACUGGUAGGACCCUUACCCCUACAUGUAUUCUGUAAGGAAAACAUAAAUACAGCAAACUCUCAGAGGAAACUUAUGAGGAAAAUGGAAAGGGUUAACAAUAUGAUAUCUUGGUUUUCUACUGAACAAAAAUAUUAAGUGUAAUAAAAUAGUUACCGUACUCCAAAAAUUUGUAAGUGGGGCAGCACUAAUGUAUUUACUACCUUGUUUCUGAACACUUUGUAUCUUUGGAAAGUUCAAGAUACCUGGAACUUUCAAAUACUUAGCUUUUAGUGGUUUGUGCUUUUCUAGUUUAAAAGGGACUGAGUGGUGUUGUGCAUGUGAAAUGUCAUAAAUGUGAGUGUUUGGAGUAAAGAGAAAUUUUAAGUCUAAUGACUAAUUAUUUAUGAAAUACAAAAUUUAAAGGGCAUAAAGUUCUGUGAAAAAUGAGGAAUCUUUUACAUCUUUUUUCAGCUUAAUGCUUUUCAGCAGUUGUCUCUUAAUGAUGACGGGGAAUAAAUCACUCAAAAGUUUUGCUGUUAUGAUGUCAAAAAGACUUUCAGGACUGUCACAAACACUGGUAUCUACUGCACACCUAAAAGAAUAUGUUUAAAAUAUAACUUGCAAUCCAGUCAUUGCUUAGUACUUUAAAAUAUAAUGAACUAACAUGUCUGCCUUUAUGUUAUUCCACAUUUCUUUAAAGUACUAGGAAUGCUAAUAGUAUUUGUUUUCUUUAAAAGAAUCAAAGUCUUGUUUGGAAAACAUACAAGGUUAUGGGCUUUGUAGGGAACAAGUUAAAGUAUAGUUUUAUAAAUAUUUUCAGUGUUAUUUUUACUUUUAAUUGCUUCAAAAAUGUGGCUGAAGACAUAUACUGUCACUGGUUUUGAAUGUCUUCAAAAACUUUCCUGUGGUUUGCUUUUUUGUCUUUUGUCUUUUACUUUUUUGCUCAUAAUUUUUGGCACAUGACCAUUGCACUUUAAUAUACAAUGAAAUUAUGACAUCUGUAACAAGCAAUUGAAACUUCCCCCAUUGUCUUAAAUUGUGAGAAAACUGGUUUCAAGUAUUAAGUCAAAUUGAAUAAUAAAGUGAUUGAAGAUA